CCACUCCGCCAUCAUCACAAAUGAUAUACUUCAAAGUCAACGACAUAGAUCUCCUCAUACUUCUCUUCCUACUAUGUCCCUCUCAUAUCUGCCCCUCCGAAGACGACAAAGCUCGCGUCGAAGACAUCACAUCUGGACCAGAAUCAAGGAAUACAUCUCAAUCGCCAGCGCCGACUAUCCCACCCUCUGGGCUCAACACCACGUCCACGGGUACCCGCAACCAUACAUCUUGUUCUAAGAAUGAGGUGUAGGUUCAGCCAGCCGACUCUCAAUACCGAUUUUGUCAAGGAGAUGGGUGCUCCAAGAUAUGGAUCGAAAUCUCUACAACCUCCCCAAACAGCUCGUGUGGAAAGUUUACGUGUCGGUCUGCCUAUCUUAGUUGCUCUCAUAAACUUGAUAUUUCCUCCGAACUUGAAUGUUUCGAUCUCAAUAUUACCACACCAGUGGUGGCAAAUGCGGGUCAUGACAUUCCCAUUUUAUAGCUAUAUUGAGUUUAUGUUGGGGAAAGAGUGGAAUUCGAGGUUCAAGGGAGGGAAUGAGUUAGAAAGGGAGAUUGUGAGGGGGCUUGGACCCAAUGAGAAAGUCGUUGAUGAGAAUAUAGUGUUGUUCUUGAGAAACUGGAGGAGAAAUGAGAACAGGAAUGUUAUCAUAAAUACAACGAGGAAGAGAGGGAGGUCUUUCUGGGAACAUAUAUUGCACAUCUCGUCCAGUUUCCCGGAACAGGGGAUCGUAUUGCUGGCAGAGAUGCUCCAGCUUGAUGUGUGGUUGAGUCUUGAGUGUGCUCGUAGAACUCGGGACAAGAUUCAGAUAGAACAUAUUGAUAUAUUAAAAUAUAAGAUAGUGAUACAGAGUGGAGAUGCAAGCGUCUCCACGAGAUCAGAAGAGCAAACGAAAUUAUUUCGGUCUUCCUACCGUCAGUACUUCUCGCUUGUUCACCCCUCACUAGGACACCCAAACAACGGAACCAAAACAAACACUCUCUCACGAACACUACCUCUUCGGUAGCUGAUCGUUCGCACGUCCCAGAACUACUUAUGCACGACAUCCCCUCUACCCGCAACCUACUCCACUACGCUUUACUCUCCACUCGCUCCCUUGCGUUUCUAGAAUAGUCGAGCGGAAAAGACCCGCGAUAUCCCCAAUUCCCGCAAUUCCCGCGUCGUCAUUGCAGCCACUCCACUGCCUGCCCCUCUCUGUUCUGGCUUCAGGACAAUUUGUACAGAAAAGUUCCUGUAGAAGAUUCGAGUUACAAAGAUAGGAUUCUAUAGAGGAGUUAAUUGAAGCCGAGUAAGGGACUGCGCCGAGGGGCGUGUGUCGAUGUCUGCAUGGAGGGGUAAAAUUGUGCCCCUCCAUGCGGCCGCAUUGCGACAUUACCACAACUCAACAUUUGAGCAAGAAAUUCGGGGAGUUUGGAAAUCGAUGGAAAUAUGAGAGGGUAGAGGUAGGAAUGAAGAAAGGAGACUUUGAUCAAGUACCAAG
Molecule: messenger RNA, 1479 nt
Organism: Cadophora gregata
Lineage: Eukaryota; Fungi; Ascomycota; Leotiomycetes; Helotiales; Ploettnerulaceae
Exons: 2
Coding region: 241-1005 (254 amino acids)
Source: RefSeq, a predicted model, not a curated record